AUGACUACAAACAUUCAGAUUGAAGUCCACCAUCAAGAAGAGAAAAACUCGGGGAACCCAAAUGUAGAUGAGUGCUCGGAGCGGCCUGACAUCUGUGGAGCCGGCGGGUCUGCAUCUUGCUCCAACACCAUCGGCAGCUUUCACUGCACUUGUAAUGAGGGCUACAUUCCCUGCAAAGCCUGGAAUGCAUCCAGCCCUGAGAUCUGUAAGGCUGCAGCUGAGAUGGUAGAUGAGAUAUUUGAUAAAGGUCGCCAAGGCCAGGUCCUGCAUGCAGAUGACCUCUUCAGGUCGACAGAAAGUCUGAUAGCUGAGCUGGUCCAGCCUACUGUCCACCAUCACGUCACAAACAUCAUCACCAACAGCACAGAGGUACACAUCGUGAGUGUUGGGCCAAAUGCCUCCCGGUCAGGGCUCUCACACCUGACCACCACUGAUGUCACUCUGGAAAUAGACCUCCAUGGGAUUGCAAAGAACUACAACGGUUCAGCGUCUGUUGCCCUUGUUGUGUACAACAACAUGGAGGAAGUCCUCAAUGCCAGCCUUUUCCGCUCAGAUGACCAUACAGUGAAGAACACGAUGAUGUCCAAAGUAGUAUCGGUCAUCUCGCCCUGAAGACCCUGAACAACACACUGCCAAACCCAGUCAACAUUACCCUACGCCAUCUGACAGUAAGCCUGCCAUGCAAAUGUGGAUUAAACUGUAUGUAUUGUCUGCAUUUAGUACUGAGUGUUCAUAUUUGAAAAGAGCUUCUUUCAUUGGUAGACCACCAACAUCCAUU
This is a messenger RNA of Alosa sapidissima (American shad), 778 nucleotides long. RefSeq lists its product as uncharacterized. Bases 1 to 612 code for a protein of 203 amino acids. Lineage: Eukaryota; Metazoa; Chordata; Actinopteri; Clupeiformes; Clupeidae. The record is from RefSeq and is a predicted model, not a curated record. Gene Ontology annotation, molecular function: calcium ion binding. The transcript has 6 exons.